AUGUUGGCCCUCAAAAAGCUUCUUCCAGUGGAGCCAGAGGACGCCGAGCCGAGCCAGCCGCCGUCGCUAGCUCGCCUCGAGCCCUACUUGGAGCUGCCACGGCCCCAGCUCCUCGCCCAGAUCCGCCACCGUGUCACUCCCGCCCCGACCCCACUCGACCUUGAGCAACUAUGGACGCUUAAACGCCAAUUCGACGCGUUUGAUGACGAUAUCGGCACCCACAUUGAAGCGCUCAAGCCGGUGGAGACGAUGUUGACCGAGUUUGACGCCAAGUUGAGCGAGCUUUCGCAGAGCUUGUUGAGCCUUCAAACUCAGCUGCAAACGCUCACGCUGGAACUGGGGAACGCUCAUUCCAUCACCAAUAAGCUUAAUCCGGUGAUCCUUGAUUUACUAUUUCCUCCCGAUACCCUUCGCUCCAUCGCCUCGGCGCCAGUUAACCCGCAGUGGAUGGACAACAUCAAAGUGCUCCAGGAAAAGCAAGAUAUUAUCGACAGCGUUGAAAAGGGACCCAACGCCCACUAUAAAGAGUACAAAGCAUACGACGAACUACGUAAAACCGUUGAGGUGGCUACGGCCAAGGCAGUGGAACGGAUACGUGAUUUUAUGAUUGCGCAAAUUAAGCUGUUGCGAUCACCAAAACUCAGCUCCCAACAAGUCCAACAGCUGCUUUUACAAUGCAAAGAGGCCUUCCACUUCCUUAAACGCAGCCACCCUGAGCUCGCCCGCCAAUUUCUCGUUGCCUACAUCUGGACGAUGCGUUGGUACUACCAUACCCGCUUUGCCAAGUACCUUUAUUGCCUACAAAAACUACAGGUGAAGCAUGCCGACUAUCUGAUUCUUGUUGGUGCCGACGUGCUGGCACUGCUGCUGUUUUUCGGUAAGGGACUGUGGUUCCUGUCAGCUCCGGCGCCGGGAUCACCUACCACUGAGCCCACCACCACCGUCCUUCCUCAGGAAUACUAUUCGCUGAUGGAGAAACGUCACAACAUUCUCACCGAAGAAGCCACCGCCAUCCCCUCGCAAAUCGCUGAGACGACGCCGUUCUCCUAUUGGCUCGAGUUCAUAUACCAACAGUGGCUGCUUGCCCUCGUCAGCAAUGUCGUGGUGGAAUACCUUUUCAUAGUCGACUUCUUCAAUGAUGGUGAGGAGAAGUUCCCCACUCUCGACAACCAACAAUGGUGGGAUAUAAUGUACGGUCCGGUGUUCGGCAUUGGCAAGGAGUUUGUCACCUGGUUAGUCACCCACACCCCCUCGCUUCUUUCCAAAAACGCUAACCUGACGGCAGGGAGAUUGGGUGCCAGCAUCGGCACGGGACUGUGUGAUGCCUUUGGGGUAUUGCUUGUGAUCCGGUUAGUGCAGCGAGCGCUGGCCCUCGCCCACGAUACCUACCACAUUCCGGUGUUAGAUGAUUACCAUCAGGGGAUUACCCUCCAAUUAUGGUCUCAAUUUACGAAGAUUGUCGAUCAGAACUGCGAGCUGAUGAAGCGAGCAUUCACUCAGUUGACUCUGGCCGCGAGCCGCGGGGCCCCGUUGUCAGUGACCCAACAGGUGGCCCAACUUAUAGGGGGGAUGCUCCGCAUUUCGACAAACCACGAUAUUAAAGCCGAGCCGCUCCAUUCGCUGAUCCAACGGCUCUCGAACGAGUACGAGUCGCAGCUCACCAAGCUCGCCACGCUGGCGUUCUCGUCGAAGCGGUCGACGGAACGCGAGGUUUUCUUGUAUAACAACUACUUCUUGGUGGCGCUGAUUCUCCGCAGCGAGAUCGGCGACCUUGACCCCGCCACGGGGGCCGCCGCCAGCAUCGAAGCGGUGGUGGCCCACUUUGACCAGUUGACGGCUGCGUACAAGCAAUAA
Messenger RNA from Diutina rugosa, 1854 nucleotides. RefSeq names its product Vps52p (gene VPS52). Gene Ontology annotation, cellular component: GARP complex. Bases 1 to 1854 code for a protein of 617 amino acids. The transcript has a single exon. The record is from RefSeq and is a predicted model, not a curated record. NCBI's taxonomy places the organism in Eukaryota, Fungi, Ascomycota, Pichiomycetes, Serinales, Debaryomycetaceae. Gene Ontology annotation, biological process: retrograde transport, endosome to Golgi; Golgi to vacuole transport; endocytic recycling. Gene Ontology annotation, molecular function: syntaxin binding.